This is a messenger RNA of Owenia fusiformis, 1718 nucleotides long. NCBI's taxonomy places the organism in Eukaryota, Metazoa, Annelida, Polychaeta, Sabellida, Oweniidae. The record is from the annotation of a GenBank genome assembly.
CUUUCUUCAUAAAUUUCUUCCUCACUUCCUUUCCUCCUUCCUUCCUCGCAUUCCUUCCUUCCAUGCUUCCUCGCUUGCUUUCUUCCUUGCUUCCUCGCUUCCUUCUUUCCUUCCUUCCUCGCUUCCUUCCUUCCUCACUUCCCUCCUUCAUUCCUUGCUUCCUUCCUUCCUCGCUUCCUUUUUUCCUCCUUCAUUGCAUUCUUGAUUCCUUCGUUUUUUCCUCGCGUCCUUCCUUUUUUGCUUCAUUCCUUCCUUCCUUCCUCGCUUCCUUUUUUCCUCCUUCCUUGCAUCCUCGAUUCCUUCGUUUUUUCCUCGUGUCCUUCCUUUUUUGCUUCAUUCCUUCCUUGCUUCCUCGCUUCCUCCCUCGCUUCCUUCUCUCCUCCUUCCUUGCUUCCUCGCUUUCUUGUUUCCUUGCUUCCUCGAUUCCUUCCUUCCUCACUUGCAUCUUCCCUUCCUUGCUUCCUCCCUUCCUCACUUCCUUCUUUCCUCCUUCCUUGCUUCCUCGUUUCCUUCAUUUUUUCCUCUCGUUGUUCUUUUGUCGCUUCAUUCCUUCCUUGCUUCCUUCCCUCCUUGCUUUCUCGCCUUCUUCCUUGCUUUUUUCCUUCCUUUCUUGCGUCUAUGCUUGCUUCCUUCCUUCCUUUCUUGCGUCUAUGCUUGCUUCCUUCCUUCCUUGAUUCAUCGUUUCCUUCCUUCUUUGCUUCCUGGCUUCCUUUCUUCCUCGUUCCCUUCCUUGCUUCCUUCCUUGCUUCCUCAGUUCCUUCCUUCCUUGCUUCCUUGCAUCGUUCCUUCCUUGUUCCCUCGCUUCCGUCCUUUUUUUCUUCCUCAAUUCCUUCCUUGCUUCCUCACUUUCUUCCCUCCUCGCUUUCUCGUUUCCUUGCUUCCUUCGUUCUUUGCUUCCUUGCGUCCUUCCUUCUUCGCAAUCUUUCCUUCCUCACUUCCUACCUUGCUUCCUCGCUUCCUUCCUUUCUCACUUCAUUCCUUCCUUGCUUCCCCACUUUCUUCUUUCCUCGUUUCCCUCUUUCCUUCCUUGCUUUUUCCUUCCUCGCUCCCUUCUUUCCCCCUUCUUUGCUUCCUCGCUUCCUUCACAAAUUUCUUCCUCACUUCCUUCCUUCCUUCCUUGCUUCAUUCCCUCCUUCCAUGCUUCCUCGCUUCCUUCCUUGCUUCCUCGCUUUCUUCCUUGCUUCCUCGCUUCCUUCUUUCCUUGCUUCCUCGCUUCCUUCCUUCCUCACUUCCCUCCUUCCUUGCUUCCAUUCUUCCUUGCUUCCUUCUUUCCUCAUUCCUUGCUUCCUCGCUUCUUUCGUUUUUUUCCUCGCGUCCUUCCUUUCUCACUCCAUUCCUUUCUUGCUUCCUCGCUUCCAUCUUUCCUCCUUCCUUGCUUCCUCGCUUCCUUCUUUCCUUGCUUCAUCGCUUCCUUCCAUCCUCACUUCCCUCCUUCCUUCCUUGCUUCCUUCCUCACUUCCUCCUUUCCUCCUUCCUUGUUUCCUCGUUUCCUUCAUUCUUUUCUCGUGUCCUUCUUUUCUCGCUUCAUUUCUUCCUUGCUUUCUUCCCUCCUUGCAUUCUCGCCUUCUUCCUUCUUUCCUUACUUACUUCCUUGCUUUUUUCCUUCCUUUCCUUGCAUCUUUGCUUGCUUCCUUCCUUCUUUGCUUGCUUCCUUCCUUCUUUGCUUCCUCGUUUCCUUCCUUCUUUGCUUCCUGGCUUCCUUUCUUCCUCGCUUCCUU